Stegastes partitus (bicolor damselfish) is the source of this 412-nucleotide messenger RNA. Lineage: Eukaryota; Metazoa; Chordata; Actinopteri; Pomacentridae. The record is from RefSeq and is a predicted model, not a curated record.
AUGAAGCUGCUCUCCUACUUCGCCCUGCUCGCCUCUGCGGUGCACGGAGGCCCGCUGAGGAAGCGCCAGACGUGCCCGCAGGUGUGCGUCGCCUCCCAGUGUCCCGCUCCGCCGCGCACCUGCUACUACGGCCUGGUGCAGGACUCCUGCGGCUGCUGCGCGGUGUGCGCGGCCGGGGAGGGCGAGGUGUGCGGCGGCCGCCUGUCCUGCGGGGACGGCCUAAGGUGCGACUCGGUCCCGGGGAAGGCCGGGAUGCUGCAAAGCCUCUGCGUGUGCGCCUCCUCCGGGCCGGUGUGCGGCAGCGACGGCAGGACGUACCCGAGCAUCUGCCGCCUCAGAGCCGAGAACAAGAGAGCCGAGCUGGGAGAGACUCCCCCGGUCAUCCUGAUCCAGAGGGGCCGGUGCGACUCUG